AUGAAUUAUUGCGUUCCGUCUGUUUACUUUCGUCGUUGUACACGACAGAAUUUUCCAUUAGUUGAAAAUAUUCUACGGCUACUUCAUACACCAUCCCUCAUUAAAAAUAUAACUCAUUUUUGUCCCCGCUUCGGGACGGAGGUCGUGGAUCGUGAGAUAGAAAGUCAAUAUUAUGAUUUAGUUAUUGCAGCUACCACACUUCUUUAUAAUUUAUCAGUUGAAUCAUGUACUGCUAAUUAUCUACGAGUUUUAAAAGAAGAAGAAAAACCAGCAGUGAUAUACACAUUAUAUAAAGAGAGUAAAAAGAAGAAUAACAACAAAGACAAGUUUUUUUGUGAAACAUUGAUUGGAUUAAUGGAAAAUGACAUCGAUGAACUUGAAGAGCCAGAGGAAUUAGCUGCGACCUAUGUCAAAUAUAUGUCAAAAGCAAUGAAUAAUCAAAAGCAUUCGUUUGAAAAAGUUCGAUUAAGUGAUGCCAUUAUUCAUUUAAAAAUAUUCAUCCAAAAUGAAGCAGUUAAGACUGAAGUUGUAGCGCAAGAUGGUUUGACACUUUUAACAAAAUGUGCUACUGAUCAUCAAUUCGAUAUGGCUUCAAUUCAAUAUCCAUCGAUGGAAUUAAUAUGGUCGAUUAUCUUUAAUUUAUCAGCUGCACAACUUCUACGAGCCAAUAAAGUAUUCGUUGAUUAUGUCAUUGAUUUAACAAAAUCCACAACAGAUGAGCCUGAUAAGUAUGUGCUGAAAUCAGUUGCUGACGGUAUUGAUUGGCAAAUGAGGCAACACCAAAUCAAAGAAGAAAAGCAAAGAAAGGCUGAAAAACCAAAGAAAUUAAGUGUUUUUGGUGUACCAAUUGAUCAUAUGGGCAGACAAAUAACCAAAGAACAACGUUUAACUAUGGAACAAGCUAAAGAGUUUAAAUUUGAUUUAAUGAUUAGUUAUUGCCAUAAAGACGCUGAUUUGUGCAUUAAAAUUCAUAAACGCUUGAAAGAUACGACAGAUACACGUAUUUGGAUUGAUACGGAACAGAUGUUUGGUUCUUUAACUGAAUGUAUGUCUGAAGCUAUUGAAAAUUCACGAAUAAUACUUGUCUGUUAUUCAAACGCGUAUAAAGAAAGUGCAAAUUGUCAGUCAGAGUGUACUUAUGCCAAUGACUUGAAACGAACAAUAAUUCCGUUGCGUAUGGAGUCAAAUUAUCGGCCGAAUGGGUGGUUAAAAAUUAUCAUAGGUGAUCGUCUCUAUGUUGAUUUUAUCAAAUAUGAUUUUGAAACAGCUUUUAAGGAUUUAAUAAAACAAUUAGAACGAUACGAUAGAAGAUAUAAAGAAAUGAAGGGAUCGCAUCAGCCGGUAAAUGCAUCUGCUUCGAUCGCAGCAGCUCAAUCGCAGAAGAAGGCAAAAGAAAUUAGAACAACAUCACCACCACCGCCUAAGUUAUCGGAGUCAAAAAAUUCUGAAAUACAGGAACCUACAGUUGUGACUGACACAUUUAGUUCUCUUUCUUGUCAGACUAAAACUGAGGAUCAAACGAGUCCAAACUCCGCCGAUGCUGCUUUGUACGACAGCAAACUAAUUACAGAUUGGAGUAAGGAAGAUGUCAAAAGCUUCUUUCAUGAUAAACACAUUUAACCAAUGUUAGACUUGUUAAAUAAUAAUGUCAACGGGCACGAUUUGCUUGAUUAUUACCAACAAUUGAUGGCUCAGAGUGCACCGUACGAAUUAGUUAAACAAGAAAUGAAAGAAACGCGUGGAACUUUUUUACCAUUUCACAUGUUUGUUACGUUUCGAAAAGAGCUGGAGAAGUUUUCUUCAAAAGUUAACAGUUAGUAUGAAAAGAAGUACUUGUCAAAUCAUAUGAUGAACGAAAAUGGGUAAAUUCGUGGGAUUUCUACGACUCUUGAGGAAUUUUUUUAAUCAGAUUUUGAUCUUUUAGUUAGAUGCAGCAUGCUCGAAAACGGCCGGAGGUAACAAUUAAGAUCUUUUUGGACAUAUAAAAAAUGAAAACCUAGAAUAUUUUUGGGUACAACUCAACAAAUUCGACAAAUUCAUAAAUAAAUUAAGCAAUUUUCACUAUGAAGAUUACCUGAUUUAUAUGUGAAGUCGCUGAAUUGUUCCUACAAAAUUAUAUGCAUCUCCAUAUUUUAUUAGUCGAAAAAGAUUUCGAUUGCUACCUCCAAUCGUUUUCGACUACGACACGUCUGACUAGAAUACCAAGAUCGAAAAAAGAUAAAAAUAAAAAUAAGAAGAACGAGUUUCCACAAAAUGGUACAAAUAUGACGAAUUCACUCAAAUUCGAACUUUUUUCUGAACUCUAACGAAUAGUUUUCUGUCGAAUAAAACAAUUGGCAAACCUUUGCAAAGACAGUGAAUUAAAUUUUCAAAAACAUCAAGCAAGUUGGGUGUGGAUGUGUGGGUGUGGGUCGGUAGGUGUGGAUGCGGGUGACGAUGUUGGUGUGAGUGUGGGUCUGGAUCUGGGUGUGCAUGCCAAUGCGAGUGUGUGGGUAUGUAUGUGGGUGUGAAGGUGUGGGUGGAUGUCGAUGAGUAUUCAUCAAGAUGUUAUUAGCACGCACACUCACGCACCGCACAUCCACACUCACGCUCACAACCAGAUUCUAUACCCAUACCUACACACCGA
Rotaria sp. Silwood2 is the source of this 2626-nucleotide messenger RNA. The record is from the annotation of a GenBank genome assembly. Lineage: Eukaryota; Metazoa; Rotifera; Eurotatoria; Philodinida; Philodinidae.